AUGCUCGAUGGUUUAUUAAAAAAAGAAGAUAUUCCGGAACUAAUUAAAAAUGAUGAUAUAAGUGUAAUAUUUGUUAAACCAACAACAGCAUCAUCAAUAGUUUGGCAAAAAUUUAGUCAUAUUUAUGUUGAUAGUAAAAAGCAAAAUUUUGUGUCUUAUGAUACAUGUAAAGAUAUUCUACAUCACAAAUCAAUUGAUGGUACAAGCAGUAUGAAGAAGCACCUUCGAUCAUGUGAAUCGAAUUCAAAAAAUAAUAAUAAUAAAAGUUUAAGUAUUAAUGAAUAUUUUGCUUUCCGUAAAACUAGAUCUAUUCCACCAAGAUCUAAAAACAACGUUUUGAAUGCAACUGUUGAACUAGUUGCUAUGGAUAAUCGUGCAUAUGAACUUAUUGCAGGUGAUGGUUUUAUCAAUUUUACACAAACUAUAUUUGAUGCUGGACAACUGUUAAAUUCACAGAAUAUUGAUGUUUCCAGUUUAUUACCACAUCCAACAACUGUAAGCAAAUACUCUUCUAAAUUAUAA
Rotaria sordida is the source of this 522-nucleotide messenger RNA. The record is from the annotation of a GenBank genome assembly. Lineage: Eukaryota; Metazoa; Rotifera; Eurotatoria; Philodinida; Philodinidae.